Messenger RNA from Mercurialis annua (annual mercury), 1797 nucleotides. RefSeq names its product diacylglycerol kinase 4. The record is from RefSeq and is a predicted model, not a curated record. NCBI's taxonomy places the organism in Eukaryota, Viridiplantae, Streptophyta, Magnoliopsida, Malpighiales, Euphorbiaceae. Gene Ontology annotation, molecular function: ATP-dependent diacylglycerol kinase activity. The transcript has 12 exons. Bases 172 to 1629 code for a protein of 485 amino acids.
UCUUCUCUCCAAUGAAAAUUCUUCACAUAUAAAUAAACAAAACAAAAUUAAAAAAAAACUUGAGACUAUUUUUUUCUUCCACUUCUCCCUUUCCUCUUAUACCAUUCCUUCCCCAAAUCAAUAAACCAUUACAUAAAAGGACAGGGAAGGGGUAAAAUCGUCCUACAAAAAAUGGAUUCACCGACGUCGGCCGGAUCAACGGCGAGGAUAAUCCCGGCGAGAUCGUCCAUGAUAGAGUCGAUAAGAGGGUGCGGGUUACCGGGGGUCCGAAUAAACAGAGACGAGUUGAAAAAGAAGCUGUUAAUACCCGAAUACUUGCGCCAUGCAAUUCGUGACGCUAUUAAAACUAAAGACGCCGACGCUCAAGCUGACCGUUAUUUUAGUAAAACCGGCGAGCUUUAUGAUCCGCCCGAGAAUGAGGGGCCGGAGGGUCCCAUGGUUAUUUUUGUUAAUUCUAAAAGUGGCGGCCGGCAUGGUCCCGAACUUAAACUCCGGCUUCAGCAGUUAAUGGGUGAAGAACAGGUUUUUGAUCUAUCAAUUGUAAAGCCACAUGAAUUUGUUGAAUAUGGGUUGGUUUGCCUAGAAAAAAUGGCGUUACUUGGCGAUAAUUGUGCUAGAGAGACUCGAGAAAAGAUGAGAAUCAUGGUUGCUGGAGGUGAUGGAACCGUUGGAUGGGUACUUGGGAGUCUUGCGGCACUUUAUCGACAAGGGAGAGAGCCAGUUCCUCCUGUUGGAAUUAUUCCUCUUGGUACAGGCAAUGAUCUGGCUAGGAGCUUUGGUUGGGGUGGCUCGUUUCCUUUUGCUUGGAAAUCAGCUGUCAAAAGAUCUCUGCAGAGGGCUAUUUCAGGUCCAGUCUGCCGUCUAGAUAGUUGGCAGCUUCUAGUAUCAAUGCCAUGUGGAGAAGUUGUGGACCCACCCCAUUCUCUGAAGGCUACAGAAGAAUGUUCUCUUGAUCAGGGUUUAGAAGUCGAGGGACAGUUGCCUGAGAAGGUGAAUAGCUACGAAGGAGUCUUUUAUAAUUACUUUAGCAUAGGAAUGGAUGCUCAAGUAGCUUACGGCUUCCACCAUUUACGUAAUGAAAAACCUUAUCUUGCACAAGGUCCUAUUUCAAAUAAGUUAAUCUACUCUGGUUAUAGCUGCACUCAGGGUUGGUUUCUCACACCUUGCAUAAGUGAUCCAAGUUUGAGGGGGCUCAAAAAUAUCCUAAGGUUGCAUGUUAAAAAGGUUAAUUGCACAGAAUGGGAGCAGAUUCCUGUACCUAAAAGUGUAAGGGCAAUAAUUGCUUUAAAUCUUCACAAUUAUGGAAGUGGAAGAAAUCCAUGGGGUACUCCAAAGCCAGAUUAUUUGGAAAAGAAAGGGUUUGUGAAGGCCCACGCUGACGACGGUCUUCUUGAAAUUUUCGGAUUAAAGCAAGGAUGGCAUGCGUCUUUUGUUAUGGUUGAACUCAUCUCCGCCAAACACAUAGCCCAGGCUGCAGCAAUUCGGUUGGAAAUAAGAGGCGGUGAAUGGAAAGAUGCGUAUAUGCAAAUGGACGGGGAACCGUGGAAACAACCGUUGAGCAAGGAGUACUCAUCAUUCGUCGAAAUUAAGAGGGAGCCUCAUCAUUCACUUAUGAUCAACGGGGAGUAACUUAUUGGAUCUGUUUUUACCAGGUUUGAAUCACUUUAAUUGCCUUGCUAACCCAGAUCGGGUACCCCAAGGGCUUGUAAAUUAUGUAUAUGCCAGGUAAUUAGGUGCCUGGCAUUUGUUGUAUCAAAAUUCAUAUUAAUAGGCAAUUCUUGAUUCCUUUUUCUCUAA